AUGGGUGUCGCUGUUGUGACGAUUAUCAUCGGACGAUAUAUCGUGGAGAACUGGAAGAAGUUUGUCGCUCACAAUACUUGCGAUCAAAUGGUGUUCUCCACGGUAGCCUUCUCGGAAUGGCUUUUUGUGAUGAUGAUGCUAGUCAGCUAUGCGCUGGAUCUAAUCGACGGACGAUCACUCUACAUCACUAUAGAUGUCGCCGAAGAAACAACAUUUCACUCCCCUGCAGUGAAAGAAAUAUUCGUAGUUAAAAUAAUGUAA
Molecule: messenger RNA, 261 nt
Organism: Cooperia oncophora
Lineage: Eukaryota; Metazoa; Nematoda; Chromadorea; Rhabditida; Trichostrongylidae
Source: the annotation of a GenBank genome assembly